Molecule: messenger RNA, 327 nt
Organism: Miscanthus lutarioriparius
Lineage: Eukaryota; Viridiplantae; Streptophyta; Magnoliopsida; Poales; Poaceae
Source: the annotation of a GenBank genome assembly
AUGCCCAUUCUUUGCGUCCUCCUCCUCUUGCUCUGCUGGCUGCUGCUGCUGCUGCUGCCGGAAGGAGAGAGUUCUUGGGUGCAGGCCACGGGAGGUCCAUUGCCAUUGCCAUGCGGAGUAGGAGGAAGAGGACGGAUGGCAUGGCAACACUGCACCAGCACUAGGACUAGCGGUGUCCUGCUGCUUAUUAAUACUCCUGCUGCUGCUGCUGCUGAAAACACCGGUGAGGCCGCCAACAGCAAGAUGUUGCUUCUUGACCAUGAUGGCAGUUCAGCAGAUGCAGCUGGCCAAUGCAAAGUACCUGGCGUGACUGAUGAGAAGGAAUGA